AUGAUGGAUCAAGAAGGCCAAUCUCGCGGUCUUUUGGCCCCUACAGUCGAGUAUCUAUCUUCUGUCAAAGUCUUCCCAUUGAUUCCUCACCUGAAGGCAUGUCUUUUUCGGGAUGUAACUGUGUGUCGGACCUCCGGUGCUUCUUCCGCUACUUAUGUCCGAGAAUUCGCAGACAGUACAUUGAGUUGGGAGCAGCUAACCGCAUCUGACAUCAACUUCUCUAUUGUUCGACCUCUCGUUCAAAAGUACGCGAGGCUUGAGAAUCUCUCCGUGGUCUAUGCUUGUCUUGUUGUCCGAUCGUACUUCUUGGGUGCUUCUGAGGACGAUCUAGCCUAUUCCAGUGUCAUGCUUACGCGAGCAAAUCUCUGCGAAAUCAUGGCCAUGAAGCUUCUCAACGGCUUUGCUGGAAAUCAUAUCCAAUUGGUCGCUGCGCUUACUACAAGUUGGAACCCGCUUGCUGGAGCCAUGCCCGAUAUAAUCGAAGACGUCUCUCAGGCCCUUGGAGAUGAAGACGUCAUGAACAGCCCCCAAAGCGCACUUGAGAUGGCUAUCGCAACUCAAGCAAAACACCUAUUAUCCACGCCAGUCGCGCAGAGGGUUGUAAAUGAUAUAUACUCCGGUCGCGUCGUAUUUUCCACUGUAGCAAACCGCUCAGUGCUUGCUGACAACUAUAAGCCUCGGCCGAUAGAGAUAUACGACACCCGCACGUCUCCUUUCCUUGAUCAUUACAGGCUGCGUGUCCCGCGAUACGGUGCAAUCCUCGAAUUCAUGAAUUUCGGUGUCCUCUUGGUGACCUUUGUGCUAUGUUUAUUUCACCAAGACCCUAAUAAGAUGAAUGCAUGGGAAGCAACAUUCAUUCUAUUCGCGUCGUCCUUCGCACUUCAGGAAUGGACAGCUUCCACCGAACAUGGAUGGAUCAUUUACAUCGCAAACAUGUGGAAUGUCUUCGACACAUCUUUCAUCCUUGUAUUCAUUAGCUAUCUGGGGUUUCGCAUUCACGGGCUUGCGCACAAUAACGUUGAAGAUUCUAUGACUGCGUUUGACUUGCUUGCCUGUGGGGCUUGUAUCCUAUUUCCGCGCCUCGCCUUUUUCGCUGUCUCCAAUAAUGUUGUCAUUCUCGCCCUACGCGCGAUGAUCGCAGAAUUCGUAUUCUUCAUGGGCAUGGCGGCUAUCUGUUUCUCGGGGCUGUUGUUCACUUUAUGGACAUUGGCCUCCGGCUCAGAUUCCGGGUGGACGCUCAAAGGCAUUGCAUGGCUGAUGGUGCAGAUAUGGUUUGGGAAUACGUACCUUAGCUUUGGCCAAGCAUCAAGUUUCCACCCUCUCUUUGGGCCCAUCUUGAUGACGGGCUUUGCUGCCUUGUCGAAUACACUCCUUUUGACAAUCCUGAUCUCCAUCUUGUCAAAUACGUUCGCUAGAAUUGACGCUUACUUGUUUCAAUUCGCCAUAGCCACCAUCGAAGGUGUCAAAUCGGAUGCGCUGUUCUCAUACCAACCACCCUUCAAUAUUCUCGCGUUUAUAAUACUCAAACCUGCCAGCUUCGUUCUAACGCCCCGCGCGCUGCACUCCUUAAACGUUCUCCUCAUUAAGCUCACCACCUUCCCGAUCCUUAUUCUAAUCGCCGUAUACGAGCGAUACCUCGCCGCAGGCCAAAAGCUCCGCGAAUCAGGCCUCGAUGCGGCCCACAGCCUCUUCAACAGCCUCCCUCGCCAGAUCAAGACUAUGCCCAUCGUAGAGGCGCUCGUGGGAUCUUCGUCGAAUGACUUGUACGAUGCUAUCUUUGACCUCGAUAUCCCGCAGCAAGAGUUCAACGAUCUCUUUGACGGUGAAGACGACGAGGACGAGCUGCCUGCGUUAAGGUCGACGGCAUCUAGAGAUAAUGUACGGCCACCGCGGAGUGGGCCGACAACGCCGAGAAAGCGACCUACCAGUCUGCCGAGAUCCCCUCUGCGGGAUAGAUCGUCGCCUCAUGCGUCACCCAGACCUCGAGUUGCGAGCACUCUGGCACCCAUAAAUCUGGAAGCGGCACACUUAGCAGACGCCCCUACUGAGAGGAGCCCGCUCGCCCGUCUAUUCGCCCCUAAAAUACAUACGGAUAGUUCGACUGCGGUGCAUAUUGAAGCGACUCUGAAGAAGAUGGAGAGUGUGGUCGAAGACAUGCGGGGGCUCCCCGUUCAAAAGCUGAAGGAUGAGAUGAAGGAGUUGCAGGAUCGCCAAGCUCGCAUCGAGAAUUUGCUACUCAUGCUCACGAGAGGAAUGCGAAACGAAUUAGGACAUCGAGAUACGCUAUAA
This is a messenger RNA of Pleurotus ostreatus (oyster mushroom), 2289 nucleotides long. RefSeq lists its product as uncharacterized. The transcript has 16 exons. The record is from RefSeq and is a predicted model, not a curated record. NCBI's taxonomy places the organism in Eukaryota, Fungi, Basidiomycota, Agaricomycetes, Agaricales, Pleurotaceae. The coding region runs from base 1 to 2289 and encodes 762 amino acids.